Messenger RNA from Oryza sativa Japonica Group (Japanese rice), 2907 nucleotides. The record is from RefSeq and is a predicted model, not a curated record. Lineage: Eukaryota; Viridiplantae; Streptophyta; Magnoliopsida; Poales; Poaceae.
GCUGUGAUGCGAGAAUGUGAGUUCACAUGCUUUUGUCCUUGGACCCACAUGGCCUGCCUUGGCUGUUCCAUUCGGUCAUAUGCCCAAAAAGCUCUCGUUAAAUCCCCUACCUGCUGCACUUUGCCAUCCAUCGAUUUGAUUUUAUAUGAUGCAACUUGGUGUUAUCCCAACUUUGUAAGUUUAGUGUGAUUAUCUCUUUGAAGCUUAGGUAGAGGAGUGAGCACUAGUAGUUGAUUAAUAGGAUUUGUAUUGUAAGUGUGAUACUGCUCCACCACACGUGUCUAUAUCGCUUCCUUCCAUUCCAUCACCUCGCAUUCAUUCCAAUUAGUGAUCUUGAGGGGCUCCAUCUGCAACUUUUCACCUUGGAUAUAUUUGCAUCCUUGCUUUUCCCAGCUCUCCUCGCCCUUUCCCCUUCUUAGAGCUGAUUCUCUCGAUUGAUUACCUAGUACUACUGCAAUUCACAUUGUCAGCUCUUGCUUGUUCCCAGGAGGAUCAGUUUCUUGCUGAGCAAUGGAUCCUGAGUUCGGGAGAGGCAUGGCGCCUCGAAAGGUGAGAGAGCUUUUUCCAGCUUAAGCCGUGAGAGAGCCAUGGCGGACGACGCUGCUGCUGGCGUACCAGAGCCUCGGGGUGGUGUACGGCGACCUGAGCAUCUCGCCCCUGUACGUGUACAAGAGCACCUUCGCGGAGGACAUCACCCACUCGGAGUCCAACGAGGAGAUCUUCGGCGUCCUCUCCUUCGUCUUCUGGACCCUCACCCUCAUCCCCCUCAUCAAGUACGUCUCCAUCGUCCUCCGCGCCGACGACAACGGCGAAGGAGGGACGUUUGCGCUCUACUCUCUGAUCUGCAGGCACGCCAAUGUGAGCCUCCUCCCAAACAGGCAGGUCGCCGACGAGGAGCUCUCCACGUACAAGCUGGAGUACCCGCCUGAAGUGGCUAACAGGUCUCGAAUCAAGGAGUGGCUUGAGAAGCACAAGACUCUGCAGACUGCUCUGCUGAUCAUGGUGAUGAUUGGAACCUGUAUGGUCAUCGGGGAUGGCGUCCUCACGCCCGCGAUAUCUGUAUUCUCAGCGGUUUCAGGGCUUGAACUCUCCUUGUCCAGGGAUCAGCAUGAAUAUGCCGUCAUUCCGAUAACAUGUGUCAUAUUAGUGUUCCUGUUUGCACUCCAGCAUUACGGUACCCAUCGUGUCGGAUUUCUCUUUGCACCAAUAGUCCUAGCCUGGUUGAUUUGCAUGAGCAUGCUUGGCUUGUACAAUAUCAUCCACUGGAACCCUCAAGUUUAUCGCGCUCUUAAUCCCUAUUACAUGCUCAAAUUCUUGAGGAAGACUAAGAAGUCUGGGUGGAUGUCCCUGGGGGGAAUUUUGCUCUGCAUGACAGGAUCUGAAGCAAUGUUUGCUGAUCUUGGCCAUUUCUCCUACAGUGCAAUCCAGCUUGCUUUCACUACAUUAGUAUACCCUGCACUGAUUUUGGGAUACAUGGGCCAAGCUGCGUAUUUAUCGAAACAUCACACUCUGAACUCAACCUACCAAAUUGGUUACUAUAUAUCGGUUCCAGAGAGUGUAAGGUGGCCUGUGCUUGUGCUGGCAAUUUUGGCAUCGGUCGUCGGAAGCCAAGCAAUCAUCAGUGGAACAUUCUCCAUCAUCAACCAGAGCCAGUCACUCAGUUGCUUCCCAAGAGUGAAAGUGGUGCACACAUCUGAGAAUAUCCAUGGCCAGAUUUACAUCCCUGAGAUCAACUGGCUGCUCAUGGUCCUCUGCAUUGCUGUGACUGUCGGUUUUCGCGAUACCAAGCAUAUGGGAAAUGCAUCCGGAUUGGCAGUGAUCACGGUGAUGCUGGUGACGACAUGCCUGACAUCCUUGGUGAUCAUGCUGUGUUGGCACCGGAGUCCGGCGCUGGCACUCGUCUUCUUCCUCUUCUUCGGCUCCAUCGAGGUGCUCUACUUCUCGGCGUCGCUGAUCAAGUUCCGGGAGGGGGCGUGGCUGCCGAUCAUGCUGGCGCUCAUCCUCAUGGCCGUCAUGUUCAUCUGGCACCACACCACCAUCAAGAAGUACGAGUUCGACCUGCACAACAAGGUGACCCUGGAGUGGCUGCUCGCCCUGGGCGACAAGCUGGGCAUGGUGCGCGUCCCGGGCAUCGGCCUCGUCUACACCGACCUCACCUCCGGCGUGCCGGCCAACUUCUCCCGCUUCGUCACCAACCUCCCGGCGUUCCACCGCGUGCUGGUGUUCGUCUGCGUCAAGUCCGUCCCGGUACCGCACGUGCUUCCCGCCGAGCGCUACCUCGUCGGCCGCGUCGGCCCGGCGGGGCACCGGUCGUACCGGUGCAUCGUGCGGUACGGCUACCGCGACGUGCACCAGGACGUGGACUCGUUCGAGGCGGAGCUCGUCGAGAGCCUCGCCACCUUCAUCAAGCUGGACGCGCUGUACCACCGCUGCAGCGACGCCGGCAGCGGGAGCGAGCAGCUCGACGACGGCCGCUACGAGCGCGAGAACGCGCUCACGGUGAUCGGGACGAACCCUCUCCGGCGAUGCCUCAGCUACGAGGCCUCCCACGACGGCGUGUCCUCGGUGGACGCCGCGCGCAGCCCGAACGGGAUAGUGGAGGUCCCGGCGGCGGCGGCGGCGGCGCCGGUGACGAAGAAGGUGAGGUUCGUGGUGGAGGCGGCGAGCCCGGAGGUGGAGAAGGGCGUGGUGGAGGAGCUGCAGGAGCUGUGCGAGGCGAGGGAGGCCGGCACGGCGUUCAUCCUGGGGCACUCGCACGUGCAGACCAAGCCGGGCUCGUCGCUGCUGAAGAAGCUCGCCGUCGGCGUCGGGUACAACUUCCUCCGGCGAAACUGCCGCGGCCCGGACGUGGUGCUGCGCGUGCCGCCGGCGUCGCUGCUCGAGGUCGGCAUGGUCUACGUCCUAUGA